CGAGGAGAAACAACAACAACAAUCGACAUAAAAAAGAAACAAAGAUAAUUUGGGCAGCGUGAAAUUGAAAACUAACGGACAAGUCACAAGAGAGUAACUAUUGAAAUAUGGCUUAUGCUCCGCCACCUCCACCACCCUUGAAGCGACCUUACCCAGGAGAUUGGGCUUCGCCAAGGCCAGCAAAGGAGCCAAGACCUCCUGGAACAGAUGAUUUCUCCGGCCCUGGAGGUCCCUGGGGUCCUAGUUACUCAGAAUAUGGAUAUUACGGUUGGGGAAAUCCAGACUACUCGGAAAAUUUAGGUUACCGUGGCAGUAAUACGAGCAGUAACAAUAUCAGUGUUGAUUUCACAGAUGACUACUCAGCAUUCUAUGGCAAUGAUGCCCCAAAACAACGUGGAGGGGGCAAUCAGAGAGGAAAUAAAGCAGGAUUUGGUAGAGGACAGUUUCAGACUGCCAUGAAGUCACCACAAGGCGGUAUGCAAAGAGGUCAAGGUCACCAGAAUAGGGGUCAAUUUAGUAGAGGUCAGGGAAACCAGAAUCGAGGCCAAGGGAACCAGAAUAGAGGUCAGGGAAAUCAGAAUAGAGGUCAAGGCAACCAGAAUAGAGGUGGCAACCAGCAGAACCGGGGAGGAAACAGAGGUGUACAGAGAGGACAGUUUAGGGGAAGAGGAAGAGGUGUGCAAAGAGGGAUGCCACCAAAUGUGUUCAGUAAUCCACGGGGUCGAGGCAGGGGAGGUAAUAAAGCUGCAGGAGCUGUUUUGGCAGUUGUUCCCCCAGUGCAUACUCUUGCCUCUGCAAAACCAGAUGUUCUGGAUAUCCAAAAUAUGUCCAUGGCAGAAAAGCUACACAGGUUCUGUCUGUUCCUGAGGAAUGAUGAUUCUAUCAAGAUAAAUGCUAUACAAACCAUCAUGAAUGCUAUUACAAGUUCAAAACUCGGACUCAAGGCUGUUUACGAGUCUGAAGAGCUUGCUAAGGUAGCAGGAAAGGCAAUGUAUACUGGUGUUCUGAAGCUGGAUGAUGUGUUCCUGGCUCGUGCAAUAAGGCCCAACAAGAAGGAUCUGAAACAGGAAGUGUUCCAGAAAGCUCUCAAUGUGAUGCUGUCAAUGACUGUGGCGGAGAUAUACAAUCUAGUGGAUCCUGGCACAGAAGCUAUAAGGGAAGAAUUGGACCGCCAGAUGAAGGCAGAAGAAGAGAUUAAGAAUGAAGGUGACAAGGACAUUGGAAGUGCCGAAGCGAAAUCUCUGGUUGGUGGAGACGUCAAAACAGUCUUGAUCCAGCUUAUCAGUGCUAUACAGAAGAUGAAAACUAUCCCAGAUAGUCCAAUUUCUGUCAUUGAACAAGCAUCUACUCAGGCUCAUAUACUUAUCAAACAUGAGUACCAGGUAGAUAUUACAAGAAUGAAGAAUGGCCGUCUCUACUGUAGAGGAAAGCUCAGUAUUGGACCGGUAGUGAUUGGUCGAGGGGCAGCAGUUACCAAGAAGCAAUGUAAGACAGACACUUAUGACAAAACACUGCAACGACUGAAAACUUUAGAAAUUCCAGAAUUGCUGGAAUCUGUACCAGAGGAACCAAUACCUGAUACUUGGAUGGCAAACAAAUCUAAAAGCAGUCUGCCAUUGGAAGAAAAGUUUGCUGAAUUGAUUCGAUGUUUGGGAACAAUGUCGUUCCGAGAAAGUAAUAUCAAUCAGAUAGACGUUGCAGCAAUGCAGAAUGGGAUCAUCCCGAUGGUCAUUUUUAAAAUGGAUACAAAGAAAGCUGACCAGAGUAGUAAUAUUAUCUGUGAACUUUACAUGGAGAAAGUGUUCAUCACGUCGACUGAGGGGACAUCGAGACGUGAGUGUAUGGCAAAUGUAUAUAACACUGCCUGGGAGGUGUUGACGUCGACAAGCGUUGAUACCCUGAUUACACAACACAAACAGAUAACUGAUGAGGAAAUUAAAGAUCCAGCAUUACUUGAUGUCAUUAUAAAAGGAUCAGGAAGAACGGUUGAAUCUAACACAGCUGGACUGAGACGAUUUGGGUACCAGAUAAAAGACAUCGAGGACCGCAAGCUCGAGGACCUGGUUAUAAUGGAGCACAGUGAUUGGUCGAAAGAUCGUGUGAGGAAUGCAUUCUGUAUACUACAGUUCAGCUGUAAUCAGAAUGGCAUGAUUCUACAAUGGGAAACAGAUGCCAUAAAGAAUAGCUACAGAUGUGUGUUUUCUGUGCAGAAACAGCUUCUAGGAGAAAGUUACGGUCACAAAAAAAUUCAUGCACGAAAUCUCGCAGCAACUGAUGCCCUCUUCAAGCUGUAUGAGACCCAGGAUGUGAUCAAGAUAUCAACUAGAAGUGAUGAUGAGAACAGAUGGAUACCUUGGGAGACUAUAACGGCUGCAGCUGAUAAACUGAGAGAUGAGAAUAUUGGAGAAGAACCUAUCAUCAAAAAUGACGAGUUUGGAAAUCCACUUCCAGAUGCUUUCUUGAUGAAAGUCCUUAAAAAUAAGUUAGAUGAAUUUGUGAAGAAUAAGGAGAAAGAUGAACUUAUCAUCGGGCCAGGAAUUGAGCUCACAGAAGGACGGGAGUUGAGGAGCUAUGCCCAUAGCUUCAAAUUGAAAUGUGACACAAUGCAGUAUCAGGGAAAGCCUUACUUAUUGAUUUACGAGAAACUAGGCUGGAAGGAACUUGUUGCUGUUCUUAAAGGUAGGGACAGGCCAUAUGGGAAAUUUGUUCUAGUAGACAAAGCAGAGUUACCCAAGUAUGAAGAUGUGAUGAAGAAUAUUAUGAAAGAUAUACCAAAAAUUGAUGAAGAGUCAAAUACAGAAUCUGAGAGCACAAAAGAAUCUGAGGGCACAAAAGAAUCAGAGAGCAUAGAAAUGGAAACAAGUUGAGUAUGUAAUAAGUUACUGGAAACUUAUAAAGGACAUCCUGGAAAGUUUUAAGUAUUUGGAUGAAACAUGUUUUGUAAUAGGGAUUUAAGAGUUGAUUUAACUAUGUUCUUUGAACAUUGUAUCUGUUGGGAAAAGUGUUUUAUCAUAGAUUUUCUAUUUGAACAUUAGAAAGUUAUUUUAGAUAAUUACAGAACAUUCAUUUUUUUAAUAUUUGAAAAAUUUUCUCAUCUUAUUUUGGAAAUAUUUUACUGUACACAUCAGUUUAUAAAGUGGUUUUUAUGUAAUUGUUCAUUUAAGUUUAAUUUCUGUUCAAGAAACAAUCAUGAAAUGAUUGUUAAAUCUGUGUACUAUUGAAAAUUUCCAAAUGAAAAAUCUGUGUUGUGAGUGAAUGAUAAAUAAAUUAUCUAAAAGA
Molecule: messenger RNA, 3279 nt
Organism: Mercenaria mercenaria
Lineage: Eukaryota; Metazoa; Mollusca; Bivalvia; Venerida; Veneridae
Exons: 14
Coding region: 108-2867 (919 amino acids)
Source: RefSeq, a predicted model, not a curated record